AACACCCGAGUGACUUUAGGACCCAGUGAGAGACACCCGAGGGGCGCGGCAAUAUUUUUUAAUCUGACCACAGAACCUGUUGGUUUACUCUAGCUUCCACAAAGACAGUUCACACGUUCCCUCACAGUAGUUCCUUGAUGUGACAGUUGCAAUAGAGAAGUGCUCCGUGCAGCAGCAACAGCAGCAGCGCCGUGGCCCCCGAACCCGAGGCUCGGCGGCCUUAAUCCGUGACCCCUGGGGUGAGGACCUCUGUGUCCUGACAUGCCUUUGAAAGCUGCCCUAUUGCAGGCAGUGUGGAACCAGCCAUGGAGCAGGCCGUGAUACUGAGGAACCUCCUGGUCCAGCUGGAGAAACAGGAGGCCGUGCAGGAUCCUAAUGGCGUUGGUGGGGAGUUUGCGAGGUUGAAGAGCCUGUCCAAUAAGUACCGCACCGACAAGACCUACCCCUCCAAGACUGCAGAGAAACAAGAGAACAACAAGAAGAACCGAUACAAAGACAUCGUUCCCUUUGACCACACCAGAGUAAAGCUCACUCUCGCCACGGCAAAAAAUGACAGCGAGUACAUCAACGCUAGUUUCAUCACGGGAGUGUCAGGAUCCAGGGCCUACAUUGCUACCCAGGGUCCUCUGCCACACACAGUACUGGACUUCUUGAGGAUGCUUUGGGAGUACAACGUCAAGGUUGUGAUAAUGGCCUGUCGAGAAUUCGAGAUGGGAAAGAAAAAGUGCGAGCGCUACUGGCCGCAGGAACAAGAGCAGCCAUUUUUUUGUGAGCCUUUCACUGUUCACUGUGAUUCUGAGGAAAACAAAGGGGAUUAUAUGACAAGGACGUUACGGGUGACAUAUCGUGAUUGUAGCCGAACUUUGAAACAGCUGCACUAUUUCAACUGGCCAGAUCACGGUGUGCCAGACUCCAUUCCUCCCAUCCUGGACAUGUUGGAUGAGAUGCGUUCCUAUCAACCCCAUGACGACGUCCCCUUUUGCAUCCACUGCAGUGCUGGCUGCGGUAGAACAGGAGUCCUUUGUGUCAUUGAUUAUACCUGGAACCUCCUGAAGAAACGGAUGGUCACUCCAGGUUUCAACAUCUAUGACUUGGUUCAAAACAUGAGAACCCAGAGGCCCUCUGUGGUUCAAACCAAGGAACAAUAUGAGCUGGUGUACAGAACCAUCAAGAUGCUGUUUGAAAGAUAUUUGCAGUUCAUGGACACGGAGACCUGCAGAAAUGAGGUGGCGACAGUCCCAUCCGCCAUCACCACUAAUAUUGAAACCAAGCGCUGUGACUUGAGCGAGUCGGAUCUGCGGCCACAAUUCCAGCACCUCCUUGAUGAGGAGAGGGACGUCUUGUACCACACUCCCUUGCCUUCCGCUUCGGAAAAUCACAUCGCCUCGAGAGCUAAAGACUUGCUGAGGGACCAGGAACAAUGGCACCUACUCCGAACACUUCCCGGGGCUCUGACCGCCCCCCAGGCCCCGCAGGAGGGGCCGAAGACCUCACUGACACAAGUGCACAACAGCCGCACAGCCUCCGCGGGAGAGGAGAGGAUAGAGGAAAGCGAGGCCACACUAUCAGUGAGCCCUCCAACUGUUCCGUCUGUGACGGCGGCCAUUUGCCUGAUGGUGGAGGACCCUUACUUUGACACGCCGACGAGCUCCCCUUCACCAGAGGAAGCGGUCAUUGAAUCGGACGAAGACGCAACGCAAUGGGCAGUAAGCCCCAUCUUCAGCGUGCCCUCACUGUGUCUCAAUGAACAGACUCUGGAGCUUAACUCUCCUGCCUCAGCAGGUACUGUUGAAGUUGACAUAAAUGGGGAGGUGGCACCUCCCCUACCUCAACGAACCCCUGAAUCCUAUGUAAUUGCAGUGCAUUCAGGUGCCUUUGACCAGUUAACAGUCAUCAUUCCACCCAAUGCUGCUGCUGAGGCUGUUAGGGAGCUGGGAAGCAACCCCCCCUCGCCUGCCCCCCCACUUCCUGAGAGAACCCCCGCAUCAUUUGAGUUGCCCGUUGAUCAAGCUCCCGUGAAGCAGAAUUCAGCCGUCAGGCCGGCAGAGAUGCUGAACAGAAUAGGAAGGUCUUCAGAAUGGUCUGGCGACACAAAGCCAGCUGCCACUUCACCUCAGAGUGAGCUGAAACCAUGGAAGAGGAGUGUGAGUCUCAAACCAAAAAUGACCGUCACAGUUGCGGCAAGACAUUCUGAUCUUGCAUCAAAUACAACUUCCACAAACAUCCACGCUUCCCCCCCACGUCCGGAGCCACUGAUUCCUCUGCUGCUUUCUCAAAGGUGUGCAGCCGAGGAGAGCCCGACUCCUCCUCUUCCUGACAGAACCCCCGAGUCCUUCAUCCUCCCCGCAAAGGAGAUUCAGGAGAAAACAGCCCCCUGCCUGUCGCCCUUGGAUGCAACGGGGCCUUUCCCGAGGGCAGGCUUUUCCUUCGAGUGGGAUGGCACCGAUCAGCCUGACAAGUUCCGCCACGUAGUUAUGAACAGAAGCAAGAGUGUUCGAGCUAACUCCUUCAGAUCAGAGCCCCUCACUGAGUUUCGGCAGCCUGCUCCACCUCCUGUGGUUGUGGCCGGAGCAGGAAGUGCAGCAGAGGGGCAGCAUGAUUCGAACCACAGCGCCUCCGUGAACGCUGAGACAGCAGGAAACAACUCGGACAAAGGCAACGAGAAGGGCAUGACUCGGACGAGGAGUCUGAAAUUUUUUAGAAACAAACCAAGACCCAAAGUUGAGCCUCCACCGCCUCCCACUCAACCUGGAACACAACCUGUAUCGCAUGGUCUCUCAUUUACGUUGUUCAAGUUUGGUUUUGGGAACCGUUUCGGGAAGCCAAAAGGCCCGAGGAGUUAUCCGGAGACCUGGCAUUGAUAUUUAGUCACCCAUCUCGAAAAAUAUCAAAACUGCACCUGCUCUUGUAAUGGCGUUCAACGCGACGCAUCGCAACCGCUUAAAGGACGCGUACUCAAUGCGCUGAAGAAAGCUUACCUUUGUGUUGCACAGUAGCACCCUCAGCAGCCGAGAACAGGAAGCAUCUGGUCUUCAGCUAUGAUGCACUUUGUACUACUCGUCAACAAGGUAGAUUCUUUUUGUAUCGUUGAGCAUCGCGCAACAUGGACAGAAACUCGGCCCGAUGACUUGGAUGUUGACUCAUAAACUUGAGUAAAUUUGACGCUGCUUGUUGUGACGCUUAAAGCAACGCUGUUAAACUAGAAUAUGUGAAUAUAAAAGUUAUGUGUGCAUUGGUUCUUCUGUCAUGAAAUGUGAAUAACGUUAAAUGGUUCAUUCUCACGUUUUCUAUUAUACAGACAACAAACUAAAUAUCUAUCAGUGUUUCCCGAUUGCCAAUCAGUUUUAUUUUUCUGCAAUUAUUUUCGCAUCUGUCUGUAGUUUUUGAAAUUAAUUUUAAAGCAGCGUCGAUAGCUUAAAAGGUGCAGUGAAUGGGAUGUAUCCUGACUAUGCAUAUGGUGUAACUGUACAGUUAAUUUUGGUUUCAAACAAAAUUAUUUAUUAAAAAAAAUAUAGAAAGUC
Messenger RNA from Gasterosteus aculeatus aculeatus (three-spined stickleback), 3521 nucleotides. The record is from RefSeq and is a predicted model, not a curated record. Lineage: Eukaryota; Metazoa; Chordata; Actinopteri; Perciformes; Gasterosteidae.